AUGCUCUCUCUCAGUCGCUCUUCAACAGUCUCGCAGCAAAUGAAGGAUUUACCUACACUUUCCAUCGAAGUGAGUUAUCCGUUUCAUUCUCAUCUGAUCGGCAGAUCUGGACGGAAUAUUAAUCGCAUAAUGGAGGAUACUGGAACUCGAAUUCAUUUCCCAGAUCGCAAUCGUAUCGCUGGAGAGUCAAAGAGUAACAGCGUCAUCAUUCGGGGUCAACUUGCUGGUCUUGAAACGGCUCGUCAACGUAUUCGGGCGGAUAUCCCGGUCGAAUUCAUUGUAGACUGCAGCCUUGAACGUAUCAAUUCCAUCGGCCAGUCAUCACUGAUUCACUACUUCUCCACGACAUUUGGCGUCUUGUUGCGUUUCUACCCGAAGAUCGACGGCGUCAAUUGCCAGGUGAACAUCCGCGGGCACCAGAAUCGUGUCCAACACUUAAAAGAAUCUGUUGCGUAUUUUGGACGCCUGGUGCAUACGUCUAUCGAAUCUGUGGUGGUGAAGAUGGAGACAUCAUUCGAUCACGUUUGGCUUGUUCGUGACCACGUAGACAAAAUUGUAGCUGCAACAGGUGCCGGCAUACGUUGCCCGGAUGUGUCCAUCGCGACGGAAUUACCGAAAAAGUACUGCAUUUGGAUACGUGGUUCUCUAGAUCAAGUUUACAUGGCCACUUCUAUGCUUAAUGGACUUCUUCCAAUGCAGUUGUUGGUUCAGACGGAAUCAGAACGUUUCAAUCCCUGUUUUUUGGAAGAGGCGAAAACAGCUGACAUCUUGCUUAGGGUGGAACGCUCCCUUUCGAACACUAUGACAAUACGACUAGCUUCAUACGAAUGGAAUGCACAUAACUUAUUUGAUUUGAUGAGACGAUGCCUUGCUCUGCCUUAUGAUCAGAGAGUUCUGCCAAGUUUGCCAGAAGCGUGGUUAGCACUUGCAGAAAUGACCUGCAAUAAUUUCAUUCUUUCUUCGGCUAAGCUUUUGAGUUUUUUGUCAUCUACAACCCAAAGCAGUUCUCAGCAACCAGCAAGUGCGAUCUUGAGUGAUGUUUCGGAGUUGUGCAGGUCAAACAAUUCGAGACUUUCUUCACCUCGAGCUGCAAUUGAAUCCUGCAUUCCAGCAUCAUUGGCAGCCUCCCGAUUCGAUGAGAAUUCAUCACGUCUUCUCUCUCAACUCCUGGAAAAUGUCGGACUGUCCCACUAUUCAAAUCUAUUUGUUCAAAACGAAGUCGACCUGGCAAUGUUUUCCACGUUAAAGGACGAGGACUUGAUCAGCAUCGGGAUAUCAUCGUUUGGUGCCAGAAAAAUCAUGUUGAAUGCCAUCAGAGAAUUACGCAAAUAAAUUUACCUCGUCGUCGACUUGAUGUUGCGUAACUAACGACGUGUUCCUGUCUAAAAAGUCGUUAUGUUUGCUUCACGUGUUUCCCACUUUUUACUUGUGACACAGAAUUCUUUUUUGACUGUUUUGCACGCAGCUAUUUUAUUUUUUGCUCUCAUUUUGGAAAGCCCCAACGUUUUAUAAACCUGUGACUAUUUUGUUGCCUUCAUUACAAAUUUGACUUGCGUAUAAACACG
Molecule: messenger RNA, 1565 nt
Organism: Daphnia carinata
Lineage: Eukaryota; Metazoa; Arthropoda; Branchiopoda; Diplostraca; Daphniidae
Product: protein bicaudal C homolog 1-like
Exons: 10
Coding region: 1-1332 (443 amino acids)
Cellular component (GO): cytoplasm
Molecular function (GO): protein binding; RNA binding
Source: RefSeq, a predicted model, not a curated record